GUACAACACUAAUUUUAACAGCUGGUAACACUAUCUAUACAAUCUGUAAUCAGCCAUUGAAAAAGUUGUUGAUGCUGAAUUUGAUUGUUGGAUCUUCAUACAUCGUAUUGGAUUUUUAUUGUUAAAGUCAAGACAUUAACGUUUUAUUGAAUAAUAAAACAAUCAAGGUUAACUGAGAUUUACUUCUGUAACCAGCAAGCUCGAAUAUGUUACCGUAAACAUUUAUGUAAAAAUAUGAUCUUGACCAAUUCUGUGUAAUUCAAAUAAUUUACGUAGUUACCGAAUUUGUACAGUCGUCUUCAUGUUGACUUUGUGCCACAACUACUUUCGAGUUACUAACAACAACAAGAAUAGCAAAGAUGUGCCCCAACGCUUUAACAAGAGGAAGUUUGCGUUCGGCGUUUUCAUUCUGUUGUUGGUCGUUAUACUGUGGGUGGUAUCCUCUGAGAUGACGAAAUAUCUGUACAUAGAGAAGCAUAUAGAGAGACCAUUUCUUGUAACCUAUGUGAGGAGUUCCCUGCUGUUUAUUUAUUUGUUGGUAUUAUGUUUUACGCCACCAACAAGAGAUCCUUGUCAACCUGCUGACUAUACACAAUUAUUGGAACAAACCGGAGAGACAGAUGAUGAAAGCUACUUUAAUGAAUCCACAAACAGUUUGGGUGAUUCUACUUUUGUGCCGGUCCGAGCUGGGGAGACUACAGACAGUGAUGAUGCAGCACCAAGAGCUGUUCGAUUUAAUAAAGUGGCGGAGGUUCGUGUAAUGUCGGCGGCUAUGGCAAGCGAGGCGUUGUUAGCGCGGCUGUCGUGGGCCGCGUCGGUGCGCGCCACCGAACACGCCCAGCGCCGCGCCGCAGCCGCCGCCACGCGACGACAUCUUAGACUCGCGCUUCUCUUCUGUGUACCUUGGUUCAUAUCAAAUUAUCUGUACCGGCUGAGCUUGUUGCACACGUCGACGGGUUCAGCGACUAUAUACACCUCGACGGCGGGAGCGCUGGCGCUCUCGUUCGGUGCCAUAUUCGCGCAAGUACCCAACGACCGGUUCACCCUCUCCAAGUGUAUCGCUGUCUUACUCACUGCAGCUGGACUGGUGGUAUUAGGCAUAUCAGAAAGUCACCAAACAAAUUGGAUAGCGGUACUGGCAGCUUUGGGUUCAGCGUUAUGUUACGCUGUACAUUUACUUUUAUUUAGACAAGCUUUAAGAAACGGCGAUGAUAUCAACUCGUCGUUACUCGUUGGUCUGGUGGGGUGUGCAUGUGGUUGCCUGACGUGGGUAGUGGGCGGCGUAUUGGCAGCCACGGGGGUGGAGCGCGCCGAGCUGCCCCCGCCGCGACAGUGGACCUGGCUGCUACUCGACGCCGCGCUCGGACCAUUGCUCAUCGACUCGCUGUGGCUGUGGGGACGAUCAUUAACAUCGCCACAAGCGGCAACAAGCAUCUUAGGGCUAGCGGUGCCUCUGUCGCUGUGUGUGGAGGCAUGGCGCGGUAGCGGGGCCGGUAGUGGCGGCGCCUGGCGAGGCCUGGCCGCAGCCCUAGCCGGCGCGGGCUGGGCGGCCGCCGCCACGCAACUCCCGCGAGACUUCGCCCUCUUCACCUGCGUCACCGACCGACUACGGGCCGCUGAAGGCUUCACGGUGAUAAGAAACAUUCCGGACCUGGAUGAGCAGUCGGAAGCGUUGAUGUCCUCGGACGAGCCCACGUAGCGCUACUCCACACGCAACUCCUGCUACGAGAGGAAUCACUUGAAAGUCUGAGCCGCACACAUACCCACGUAGCGGCUGUUACUUUACAACCAUGUAUAUAGACAUUACCGAGUCCCACGACUUCAACACUUGUGACUUUAUCCAUUCCGUAUAGUAUACGCUACCUUAUUUUAAGUGCAUAACGUCUUAUGAAACCCCUCGGCCCAAGGGCCUCAUAAAGCCUGUGAUCUAGAUCAAUUAUAAUAUUUAGAUUUUCAGAGCUUCAACUAACACGAAGCGUACUUUAGUAUGCAAGCUGGUUACGCCAGUAGCUCUCAUUCAUUUCUUGUUUUAUUACCAUUAUUUUCUGGCACCAUUUUGUAAAGCCUCAGUUUGGCGUGUAGCUAGUCGGGUGUCAACUUAUCUUAUAAAUACACCCUCAAGUAUUUGUGUGGUCACACCUUGUUACACCUAGUCUAAUAUAUAUUAAAUAAUUAAAUCUAGAAAUCUAUUAGGUGUAUUAAUCGUUAAAUUGUGUAAAAUUUCUUAAUUUAUAUCUUAAAAGUGUUAAAAAUUAUGAAAAUAAUCAUCAAUAUUAUUGUCAUAUUUGUAUAGAAGAUCUUGAAAAUUUUAAUAUCUAUACAGUAUAAUGUUGUAAAUUGUAUAAUAAAAGUAACAUUAGCUUUGUGUGAAUAAAUUGUUUAAUGUACAUCUUAAUACUGUUUGAUGUAUACUCAACUAUUAGAUAAAAACAAAAGUGUUUGAUUACAUGCAUCUGUACCUAUAGAUACUAUUUAGUUCUUAUAUAAAAGUGAUACAUAUUUAUUUAUUCACUACUGUUUGUGCCUUUGAUCUCUGUUUUUAGAGGUAAAACAAUGAAGGGCUUAAUUCGCGGAAAUUAUUUCAGACUUGCUUAUUUGUUUGUAGUAAUUGUACUUAAUUGAUAUUGGCGUGUUGCUAUUCGUAUCGUUUUAUAUUUGCAUUUAUCUGACGAUCAAAUUUGAAUUGGAAUAUUUAUUGUUAGUGUUAUUUUGUUAUACCUAAAAUUUUUUAUGUUUAAACUCAUCAUUGUUUCGGUAGGUUCCUGACAAUUCAAUCAAAAAUCUAAAGUUUGCUAAGAUGAAGUAGCAUUUCUUUGAUUUUUUGUAUACUAUUUGACAUACUUCCUAUUUGAACUAUGUAAAUAGAUAAACUAACAGCUAUAUUUGAUUAUAUUUAUACUAUCUUCCUGUUGUAUAUUGUGUUCUAUCUGUAAUUGACACAGUAUUAUCUAAGUGAAUUAUUUUGUGUUAUGAGAGUAGUAGCAAUAGAUUUU
Spodoptera exigua (beet armyworm) is the source of this 2993-nucleotide messenger RNA. The record is from the annotation of a GenBank genome assembly. Lineage: Eukaryota; Metazoa; Arthropoda; Insecta; Lepidoptera; Noctuidae.